Messenger RNA from Megalops cyprinoides (Indo-Pacific tarpon), 1700 nucleotides. RefSeq names its product tetratricopeptide repeat domain 19 (gene ttc19). Gene Ontology annotation, cellular component: mitochondrial inner membrane. Gene Ontology annotation, molecular function: protein binding. The coding region runs from base 28 to 1215 and encodes 395 amino acids. Gene Ontology annotation, biological process: mitochondrial respiratory chain complex III assembly. The record is from RefSeq and is a predicted model, not a curated record. Lineage: Eukaryota; Metazoa; Chordata; Actinopteri; Elopiformes; Megalopidae. The transcript has 10 exons.
CCUGCUCGCAUAAACACGCAGAGGGGCAUGGCGCUUCGUAAUGUCAUUCGGCUUCUUCCAAAACCCAGGGUUCAGAUUCAGCCCACGGCUCCGGAGUGGACCCGGGCGCAGUGCCUCUGUAGCCUGGCGCAUACAGAGAUCCGCGCUGCUAAGCAUGAGAACGCCGUGACCUCCCGGAUCGAGGCAGCUCAGCGUGCUCUGUUCAGAAGGUCAUCCAUGCGCGGUAACGCGGCGUGCAUUGGCGAGAAAAUCGGUGACAGAAGUACUGGUGGCAACCGGAAUUUUAUUUUAUAUAGUGCUUUGGCUUUUUCGCUCUUCGGUAAAUCUGAUGAGGAGGAUGAGGCCAAGAAGACAGAGGAUGAGAUCAUUAUGCUCCUGAAGAGGGCCAAGCUCAGCAUGAUGCGGGAUGAGCUGGAGGCUGCCAACGGAUUCCUGCACCAGGCGAUCAGACUAGCCCACCAGAGCCACAACAACCAGGCCAUCAUCUAUACCUACAGCCUGAUGGCUAACCUUGCCUUCGUCCAAGGCCAGCUGACCAACGCUGAGAAGCUGUUCAAGGCAGCCAUGAGCUUCCUGCUGUCUGGGGGCACCCCUCAGGAUGACAACGCUGUGAUCGAGAUGUCCCUGAAGCUGGCCACCAUAUACGCCACUCAGAGCCGACAUGAACUGGCAGAACAUGGGUUCCGUUUCUGCAUGGAUUCCCUAGAGGCCAAGAUCGAGAAACAGAAGGACCUUCCUCCAGAUGCACUUUCUGACGAGGAGCGGAAGGACACCAGGCUGCUGCUGGGGCUGUGCCUGGAUUCGCGGGCGCGCUACCUGACUGCCAUGCACCGCCUGGAGCAGGCCCGGGGCGACUACCAGCGGGCCCUGCAGAUCUGCCGCCAGGAUCAGGGGGAGUCGCACCCGCAGACCCUGGUGCUGAUGAACGACCUGGCCACGGUGCUCGACAUGCAGGGGCGUCACGAGGAGGCGCUGAGCCAUGUGAAGAGGGCCGUGGAGCUGGGCAAGGAGGCGGGUCACCCCGACCAGCACGUGCUGCUGGGAAACAUGGCGGGCAUCCUGCUGCACCAGGGUCAGUUGGAGGAGUCGGCGCGUCUGUACCAGGAGGCCCUGGCUCUGGCCCAGGCCACCGGCGACGGAGAGGCCGUGGAGCAGAUCCAGGAAGGCCUGAAGGAGCUGGACAGCAAGAAGGAGGGACGGACGGAAAAGGACUGAGAGCUGGCCAGCGGGCAGAGAGGACAGCGUGGGAGCUCUGGCGAUGAACACACCCCUCGGCUGCAUCUUCUCACUUAGUCAUUGCAGGUUCAUUUUUGUUCCCUCACAAGUCCUUUGUCACCUAUCCUGGAAAGGGGGGCUAUCGGUGUGAGCAUCAAACAGGUCUUUGAGAAUGAAUGGGAGGAAGGGAAGUGCCGAGUUACAGAUGACAAAACAAAAUCAACAGGAAAUGCUGCGACCAGAGGAACCUGGGUUGCUCCACCCGAUCACGGCUGCCUGCUGAAAGCCAGCCCUUGCAGCCGAAAAGACCCUGUGCUCCUGGCGUGUCCUCACAUGUGACUGUCCCUACAUGUCACUCUUGUACUGUAUUGUAAACCCAGAUUCACAUACUGGAAAAAUGUGCUGUCCAAUGUUCAUGGUAUUUUUUUUCCACUCCUCCUUCUCCUGAGCUGAUGGGGUUAAUCCCAAAAGCUCUCCUGCAAACC